CAUAGUUUGGUGCGCUUACAGUUUCUAGUCCAGGGAUUAUUCUAAGUAACUAGGUAUAUAUUAUGUCGAAUGAACGGGAAAUGAUGGAUUUGAAUUAACUUAAUAAGAUGCACUUUAUACGAUAGUAAAUGCACUUAGUUCAUAAAGCCUUAAAGUUCACAGUUUGUUGAAUUACAUCUUUUAGAGUGGAGUCUGCUUGCAUGGCAGGAUGGGGGUGAAUAUUAUCCCGAGGGAAGAGUGGGGGUCGUGGGAUCCCUGGAGUCGCAGUCCCCGCCAUCCCCCCGCAGAUACAGUCCUGUGGUCCUACACUGAGACUGACGCCUGCACGACCAUCUUCCAGUGUCGCGACUAUAUGCAGCAGAUACAGCGACAACACAUCAGACUUCACAAACUUGAAGACGUCCCCUAUAAUUUUGUGGUAGGAGGUGACGGCAACGUAUACGAGGGACGAGGUUGGCUGUUGAGUCCUCAACUGGGAUCUGAGGAGGAGAGGCACAAAGGAACCAACUUGUACAUCGGCAUCAGUGGACGUCCAACUACCUCCAUUGAUGGUGAUGGACGGUCAGAAGCUCUUGAUGACCUGAUAAGAUUUGGAGUGAACUACAAACUUAUCACUGAAGAUUUUAUCAAAGUUAACCUUCCUAAAUUUACCCCGAAGAAUAAUGAUAGUGAAAUGGGUAGAUCAAUAAAAUUUCACCUUGAUGACAUGUUAUCAUGAUAUACAUGACCAGCAGGACGGUUGAAUAUUGUAAAUGUUUGGACAAAGCUCCAAAACUCUUACUACCAAGUUGAUAGCUAUUCAUUUAAAUCUGUGAGUUUAAUUGCAUGAUGUCACUUAAAUAGGAGAUAGUAAAUAGUAAAAAAGAACGGCGAGGUGAAGGCUUUAGAGAAUCAUAUAACCUUCGUAACAAUAAUGCUGUGCUACAAAAAACCAUUAGCAUUGUCAUUGUUUACUCUAUUGAACGUAUUUUUAACACCAAACUAUCUGUGUUUAAUAAA
Molecule: messenger RNA, 999 nt
Organism: Macrosteles quadrilineatus (aster leafhopper)
Lineage: Eukaryota; Metazoa; Arthropoda; Insecta; Hemiptera; Cicadellidae
Product: peptidoglycan-recognition protein SB2-like
Exons: 4
Coding region: 209-718 (169 amino acids)
Biological process (GO): peptidoglycan catabolic process
Molecular function (GO): N-acetylmuramoyl-L-alanine amidase activity; zinc ion binding
Source: RefSeq, a predicted model, not a curated record